Messenger RNA from Tuber aestivum (summer truffle), 352 nucleotides. The record is from the annotation of a GenBank genome assembly. NCBI's taxonomy places the organism in Eukaryota, Fungi, Ascomycota, Pezizomycetes, Pezizales, Tuberaceae.
UAUAUUCUUCCACAAGUUUGAGCAGACAGGAGACCUUGGGAACCUCCAAAAAGCCAUUGAGCACACCGAGGAGGCAUUAGCUGCUACCCCUCAAGAUCACCCAUACCGAGCGGCCAGGCACAAUAACCUAGGAUCAAUUUUCUCUUCCAGGUUUGAGCGGAUAGGAGACCUAGGAGACCUCAAAAAAGCCAUUGAGCAUGCUGAGGAGGCACUAGCUGCUACACCCCGAGAUCACCCACACACAGCGACCAUACAUAACAACCUGGGAUUCUUUUUGUCUACGAGGUUUAAACGGAUAGGAGACCCCGGAGAUCUCCAAAAAGCCAUUGAUCACGCCCAAGAAGCAUUAACU